Molecule: messenger RNA, 2727 nt
Organism: Micropterus dolomieu (smallmouth bass)
Lineage: Eukaryota; Metazoa; Chordata; Actinopteri; Centrarchiformes; Centrarchidae
Gene: slc16a2
Product: solute carrier family 16 member 2
Exons: 7
Coding region: 980-2662 (560 amino acids)
Biological process (GO): transmembrane transport
Molecular function (GO): thyroid hormone transmembrane transporter activity; monocarboxylic acid transmembrane transporter activity
Source: RefSeq, a predicted model, not a curated record
CUUAGAGACUACGGCUAUUUGACAAUAGCGUUAAACUAAAUAAACCACCAAACCCUCUCCCUGCUUAAUGAAAACAGUGACUGAAUAACGUUACUAGCUUAAUCUAACCGAAGAUACGGCUGAAACAGAUGUCACAGUUGACGGUUAACGCCAGGAUGUAAAUACCAGUGUUGUCCGACGAGGAAAGUGGGUUUGCAUGGGUGACAUAUGAGAGCUGAAGUUGACAAAUACUCGGGGUUUUCCGUGAUUCCGACAAGACACGAAGUUCAAGCUCGUCCCACCACUGUCCAGUAACUGCACUUGAGCUCCGCCAUUGGUUCCAACCGUCCAGCAGUCCAUCCGCCGGGGAUGGGAGGCGGGGACUAGCUGUUGAAUGACGGCCGUAGCUCCGUUGACACUUACGAGCAAAGACAGCUUCUGGGACCCGCGCGGGCCUACCAAUUUAACAUUUACACCAAGGUAUCAGUUGGAAGAGGAGGAGCGCCUGAGCGUUUAGGCCUGUUUUGUCACCAGGAGAUGUUGCGGACCGUGUGCGGACUCAGUGACAGGACGACACGGUGUCGAGGCUGAGCGGACGUUUUCACAGGUUGAUGAUCCGUUUUUGGCACCGAGCAGACAGCAAAAGUGAAUAGGCUAAAUGGUUUUAGUCUCUUUAGGCUGUUCGUAGACGCAUGAGCUUACAUUUAAAUGCGAAAUAGGCGGUGCCUGGUGUUUCCUGGAAAAACACAGAUCUCAGACUAGAAUGACACAUUUAACGUGUGCAGGUUGGGGUUUAUUCGCUGAAGUUGACACUCAGACUGGGGCCACGCCAAGCGGGGUGUAGGGGGCUUGUCUUCUCAGUUAGUGACCGUCUGUCUUGCACAUUUUGACAGAUAGCCAAUUAAAUCUUUGCUCCAAAUUGGUCGUCUUAUGUCAGUGACCCAUAUCUCAUGCAUGUGCGCCAAGAGUCCACAAUAACCUCUCCAUCAGACCAGGCAACAUGGGGAUCAACGGGUUAGACAAUCAAGCGCAGCCGUCCAGCGGAGAGUCCCGUACGGAGCAGCCAGCUGCAGAUCCUCAGAUAGAGCAAAGAGAUGCUCCCCAAGAAGCAGACAGGACCAAGGAUGGUGAGACGGCUGGCAGCGAGUGUAAAAUCGUGCAGGAGGACAGCACGGUGCAGCCCGAGGCCGGGUACAAGCCGCCACUCUCCCCGGCUUCUGAAUCCGAGGCAGGGGUCCAGGUGGAGAUGAACGGAUUCGUCCCACCCGAGGGGGGUUACGGCUGGCUGGUGGUUUUUGCGGCCACCUGGUGCAAUGGGUCGAUCUUCGGGAUCCAAAACUCUUUCGGCAUCCUGCAUAUGAUGCUGGUGAAGGAGCACGCAAACCCAGACGACAAGACGUCUCAGUUCAAAGUGGCCUGGGUCGGGGCACUGGCCAUGGGCAUGAUCUUCUUCUGUUCACCUGUGGUCAGCAUGUUCACAGACCGCUUCGGCUGUAGAAAGACAGCUGUCAGUGGGGCAGCCCUGGCUUUUAUAGGGCUGCUCAGUACAUCCUUUGCAAACUCCCUGAGCCUUCGCUAUUUCACAUACGGCAUACUGUUCGGCUGUGGCUCCUCUUUUGCCUUCCAGCCCUCGUUGGUCAUCUUAGGCCACUACUUCCGCCAGCGCCUGGGCCUGGCCAACGGUGUGGUGACGGCCGGUGCUAGCCUCUUCUCCAUGGGCCUCCCUGUUUUCCUCAACAAGGUGGUGGAACCUCUAGGCCUCAGCAGGACCUUCCAGAUCCUCAGCCUCUUCAUGCUGGUCCAGGCCCUGUUGGCGCUAUUGUUCAAACCUUUACUGCCUGCUGGAGGAGGCAUGGGACCCCCAGGCAUGGGUCUUGGCCCUGCCAACCCCCAGACCCAGCCAGGGGCCACUGCUCAGGGGGGGAGCAGGUGGAGCAGGGUCAUGGGUGGCGUCAGGAAGUACUUCAACCUGCGCGUGUUUCACAUCGUGACAUACCGCGUGUGGGCAUUUGGAGUUGCCACAGCUGUACUGGGCUACUUUGUUCCGUAUGUCCAUCUGAUCAACUUUGUGAACGAGCAGUUCAAGGACACCCAGAAGGAGUGGGUGCUCCUGGUUUGCAUAGGAGCUUCAUCUGGCGUGGGACGCCUCGCCUUCGGCAAGAUCGGAGACCUCAUUCCCGGCCUUCAAAAGAUCUACAUGCAGGUGGUGUCCUUCAUGGCACUGGGCCUGAUGUCCAUGAUGAUUCCUCAGUGCUCUGUGUUCGAGGGGCUAGUGGUUGUGUGCGUGUUCCUGGGGCUGUGUGACGGCUGCUUCCUCACCAUGAUGGCACCCAUAGCGUUUGAGCUGGUUGGGCCCAUGCAGGCCUCACAGGCCAUAGGCUACCUUUUGGGCCUUAUGGCUCUUCCCAUGACAGCAGGUCCACCCAUUGCUGGUCUCCUACAUGAUUACUUUGGGAACUACACGGUGGCCUUCUCCCUGGCUGGGGUUCCUCCUAUGGUGGGGGGCGUGGUGCUCUUCUUUGUGCCCCUUAUACACCGCAGGCUACGGCGAGGCCAGGCGGCAGCGUCACCAGAGGAGACAACUGCCCACAUGCUGCCCACCGCGCAGCCAGCGGGGGAGCCCAAGAGCUGCUCCAAUGGAGACAUCCUGCCUGGCUAUACUGACGUAGAGACACACAUCUGAGUCUCACUGUACAAAGGGAUUCAGCCCACCAGCACCUUUUCUCAUCCUUAGACCCCCCCCCCCCC